Molecule: messenger RNA, 3720 nt
Organism: Teleopsis dalmanni
Lineage: Eukaryota; Metazoa; Arthropoda; Insecta; Diptera; Diopsidae
Product: cilia- and flagella-associated protein 57-like
Exons: 6
Coding region: 76-3645 (1189 amino acids)
Molecular function (GO): protein binding
Source: RefSeq, a predicted model, not a curated record
UACUUAAAAUCUUAUUACAUCUCUCCGAUUAAAAGUCCUUUUUAAAGUGAAAAUUAACAAAAUUGAACCAACAAAAUGAUGUCCCUUAUGCGAAAAUAUGGCUUUGAAGCCGAUUUUUUUGUUGAGGAAGAAGAAGAAGCAGAAGAAGAAGAAACCCCAGAAGAACCGGAUCAUGUCGAAGUCAAAUUAAAAACCGUUUUCGGAUUACGUACAGAUGUGAUUGGGAAUGUGGAUUUUUCCAUAAACCAGGAACUCAUCUACCCUGUAGAGGGAUUAAUUGUUAUGCACAAUGUUGUAUCGAAUGAACAGAAAUUUAUGUAUCUUCCAGAUCGAUGCAAGCUAAUAUUCAUUAAAUUGUCUUAUACAAAGAAGUGUUUAGCAACAAUUGAACAGUAUUUCAGAUCCCUUUUAAUUGGCAUCUAUGAUUUAAGAACUUUAGAGAGACGCAAAGAAAUUCCAAUACCAAGAACUUUCGGAGUAAGACGCAUUAUAGAUGUAACUUUUUCACAUGACUCGAGAUAUCUGUAUAUACUUACUGAAGCCGAAGAAUAUCUCAUACUUAUGCUACCACUAACCGAAACGGAUUUUUUUAUUGAAGGUUAUCCAAGCUGUCCAGGUUAUCAUAGCGCCAUAGUUUGCAUAUCAAGUGAUCCCUCUAUGGGUACUCGAAUUGCAGUCGGAGCAGAGUUUUAUAUACUUAUAAUGACCAGAGAACCUAAAUCAGAUGAACUGACUAUCACACAAACUAUACGCUUAGAUUUCCGUACAAUCAGUAUGUCGCAUUUCUAUAGCGGCUGCUUGAUAAUCGGCACUGACAACAAUGAAAUCAUUUUGAUUGUAAAUGGGAAAAUAAAAAAUCGUCAAAAUGCUCAUUAUGCGGAAUUACUGGACUCGUAUUUAACUCAACCACAACUAGAACAUGAAAGACUUAAAUAUGAAUUACAAGAUCCAAAAUUUGUCAUAGAAGAAAAGAAAGUUUUGCAUAUGUUCAUACAUAGUACAGGAUUGGCCUACGCUAUUGGUCAUCGAGUAUAUGUAUUUGAAAAAGUUGCAGUUCACAAAUAUGAACGUAAGACCUUGCUGACGGUACCACGCACAAUGUAUGAUGAAACAUUUAGUCCAAUACAUGCCUUGACUAUUGAUGACAGGAAAGAGACUGUUGUAGUUACAUGCCAACACCCGCAGAUCUAUAUUGGUAUACAUAUAGUACCAGAAUCUCUAAAAACUAAACGUGUGGACUUCGCACCACUUGGCGCUUUAUUGCAUGAAAAGGAAAUAACAUGCGCUGCGGUCUGUACAUGGAAACCUGUAAUUAUGACAGGAAGUAAGGACUUUACUGUACGAAUUUGGAACUAUAAGUCAUGCAAAGUGGAGGUUUGCUGCAGAUAUGACGAUGCAAUUCGAGAUGUAGCACUCAAUAAUACUGGAUAUUUAGCAGCUAUGGCCUUUACUAAUGAGGUCAGAUUAGUACAAAUAUUUGUUGAUGAUUAUCUGCCUGUAAAAAAGUUUCACUUUCCCAUGUGCAAUUCUAUUAAAUAUGCAAACUAUGGACACAUUUUAGCUGCAGCCUAUGGAAACACAGUGUCUCUGGUAUCACCGUAUUUAUUUCAUGUGGUACAUCAUCUCAGAGGAAAUAAUGGCAAUGUCAUGGGAAUUUCUUGGACCGUCGAUGAUAGAGGUAUUGUUUCGUGUGCAGAUGAUGGAAUGAUAUGUUAUUGGAAUGUGAUGAAUGGUCAAGAAAUUUACAAAAUUGAAACGAACCAAUCAUUUCGUGCAGUAUGUAUUACAACAGCUUUGCCGGAAACGAUUUAUGCAGCUUCACAAACUGGCUCUAUACACGUCUUUCAAAAUAAAAAGAAAAUUAAUGAAGUGCGCGUUCCAAUGCGUAAACGUCCUCUUCCUUUGGUUGAUAUAGUGAUGUUUCGCUCAGAUCAAAUGUUGUUUGCUGUAAAUAGCAAAGGAGAAUUCUAUACAAUAGGGCUGCCACUUUUUAUGUAUAACGAACCAUGUUUCAGAGUUAAAUUAUUCGUAACACGGUGCAAUCGAAUUCUACUUUCAUAUGACGGUUUGUUGUUAAUAGCGAUAACCGAUGGUGGAACUCUGGUUGUGUGUUCAUUAGAAAACAUAGAAGAACGUUUAGUACCUGUCGAUGAAGUUCUAUUGCACAGAGAUGACAUUGUAAUACCACGAAAAGAGGUGCUGAAGCAAAGAAAAAAUAUUAAGUUUCUAGAAACGAAGUUAAAGAGAGCACAACGAGAAUAUAUGAUGCAAAUAUUGCAAUGCGAGAAAACGGAUAUCAAACAUUUGAACAAAGUACAUCGCAGCUACUGUACAGCGGUUACGGAAUUGAGAACCACAAACAUAGAGCUAGAAAGGCGACAGCACGAGGAGUUAACUCAGGUUAACUAUCAAUUAGAUUGUAUAAGACACGACCAGGCGAAAGAAAUGACUGCUUUAAAUGAACACUACACCGAUCGAAUGAUGGCUGAAACAACAAAAUUUAACAAUUUACGUGAUGAAUUACUAUCUCUGCGUGAUGAAUAUGGCACAAAGUUACUUAAUGCGGAGAACACAUUAAUCGAUACAAUACCUGAAUUUCAGGAGGAUUUCAAGAAAAAACUUGACCAUCGCAGAGUACUACUGCGUGAAAUGAUGAAGCUAAUAAAUGACAAAAAAAUUGAAUUUUUUGAUUAUUGCCGUGUUACUGAUGAUCGAAAUUACAAAAUCUUAAUUCAAACGCAGGUUGAUUUCGUCGAAGAGUUAAAGCGACAGAAGAAUAUACGUCGUGCCACACAUGCCGAACAUGACCUGCAAGAGGAAAUAUUCCACAGAUUUACAUCGCGUAAAGAAAUGAUGGAGAGAAAAAUUCAAAUGGGCAAAGAACUAUACGUAACCUACGCCGAACUAAAGGAAACAUUGACAAAAAAAUAUCUGGCGUUACAAAUUGAUUAUAAUGAUCGAGAACAUGCCAUAGAUCAAAAAGAAUUUCGUAUAGUUGAACUUGGGGAAAAAAAUGAAAGUUUGGAAAAAUUCAAAUACGCUUUAGAUGAGAAAAUCAUUGAACUGCAUAAAGCUAUUGCGCCCAAGGAUGUUCAAAUUGCCGAAAAAAUUAAACAUAUUUUGGAAAUGGAGCACGAAUUGAUUGGUUUGCAUUAUAGCAAUGAACAUUUACAUUUGCAAUUAGAUGAAGUGAAGACCAGAGACAUGAGUUAUAAAAAGGAGCUUGCAACUGAAAAGCAUCGCACGAGAGGGGCACGUCAAUGUUAUGCCGAUAUAUUAACGAAUAUAUUUGAUGUCAAUAAAACAAUAGAAGAUCCGUUGGAAUUAAGAAGAGAGGUUAAAAAGUUCUUUGAACGCUAUGCAAAUGAUAACGUUUUGCAUGAGUAUCUAGCAGUCAUACCAGAAGAAAAAGACUAUUUUCAGAGAAAUCGCGUUUGUAUAGAGAAUAUAGUUAGGUCUAACGACAACGUCCAAAGAGAGUUAGAUGAAAAGCCUAUGGUAAAGAAAUUUAAAAGAGAAAGACGUCUUCUAAGACGCGAACUUAGAUGUCUAAGGUCUAUAAAUAAAGUGCUACAAGAAAAUCCAGAAGAUGAGAACCUUUUCGACAUACUUGCAGCCUUAACACAUAAGCUACAUCGAAAAUAACUUAAAUUCUAAUUAAUAAUUUAUUUUUAUUUUCUUUUAUUUCAUUGACAUUUGUAUCAGAGUCUAAUAAAAUUC